This is a messenger RNA of Drosophila eugracilis, 4733 nucleotides long. It is a transcript of the gene Frl, whose product is annotated as formin-like protein. Gene Ontology annotation, molecular function: actin filament binding; small GTPase binding. The transcript has 9 exons. Gene Ontology annotation, cellular component: cytosol. The coding region runs from base 375 to 3938 and encodes 1187 amino acids. Lineage: Eukaryota; Metazoa; Arthropoda; Insecta; Diptera; Drosophilidae. The record is from RefSeq and is a predicted model, not a curated record. Gene Ontology annotation, biological process: cortical actin cytoskeleton organization; regulation of cell shape; cell migration.
CACAGCAGUUUUGCUCUUUUUCAAAACCUAAAAAUAAAUUAAUAAAACAAAAAAACAAAAGUAAUUUUCGGUCAGCCAGUUGUGAACGUUCGAGAGCAGCGAAACAGGCAGCAGCCGCUUUGGAUAUCUUCAACGGAAUUAAAGUGCAACUUUCAAGUUGCCCGGAACGCACCCGUGCCCUUUGUCGGACUGUAUGGGGUUCCCUAUCGCUGUCCCUUAGCACAGCGCUCCAAGCGGCGACCAUCGAGGACGCCAUCGGCGGCGGUGGAGGUUUCGGAUCCAGGGGAUUACAAGAUCCAGGAGGAGGAGGCGGCGGAGUAGGAGGAGGAGGCGGCUCCGUCUCCGGCUCAGGCUCGGGUCGCUUUGCCACCAUAAUGGGCGCCGUUAAAUCACGAACCAUCACCAGCGCCGAUGUGGAUGCCGAUGAGCAGCUGCAGCAUUCCCAUCCGCAGUCCCACCAUCAUUCGAUGCGCAAUGGUCACCAGCACAACGGUUCCAUUUCCAGCGGCACACUGCAGAAACAGGAUCUGCGCUAUGAUAUAGGCUGCAGUUCCCAAUAUCAGCACGUUCGUCAGCCGAGCUUGCGGAGCCGGAGCCAGCAACCCAUGCCCACGACGGAUGAGCUGGACCGGCGAUUCGCUAAAGUUCUGGCCUCGAUGGACUUGCCACCGGAUAAGGCAAAGUUACUGAGGAACUACGAUGACGAGAAGAAGUGGGACAUGAUAUGUGAUCAAGAAAUGGUGCAGGCCAAGGAUCCGCCCUCCCAUUACUUGAGUAAACUGCGAACAUAUUUGGACCCCAAGGCCUCGCGAAGUCAUCGGCUUUAUCUCUUCUACUUUCUUUGUCAGAAACGGAAAAUGGUCGGCGAGUCCACGUCCACUCAGGUGCUUCGGGAUCUGGAGAUCUCGCUGCGCACAAAUCACAUAGAGUGGGUGAAGGAGUUCCUGGAUGAUACGAAUCAGGGUUUGGAUGCCCUGGUCGACUAUCUUAGCUUCCGGCUACAGAUGAUGCGUCAUGAACAGCGGCUUCAGGGUGUCCUGUGUGCUUCCGAGGAGCGCUUGAAUCUCACGAGCGGUGGCGAUGGCGGUGAGAUAGUGAUGGGUAACAGUAGUUCUGUUAGUCCCGGUGGAGGAGGAGGAUUGAUGUCCCAUGGUAGCAGUACUGGUCAUGGUCUUGCCAAUGGCACUCUGGACUCGAGACAGCAGCACGGACACACGUUGUCCUAUGGAUUCCUGCGACCCACCAUUUCCGAUGCCUUGGAUAGUCCUAGUUUAAAGCGAAGGUCACGGCACAUUGCCAAGUUGAAUAUGGGUGCCGCUACGGAUGACAUCCAUGUAUCCAUCAUGUGCCUGCGUGCCAUUAUGAACAAUAAAUAUGGCUUUAAUAUGGUCAUCCAGCAUCGGGAGGCCAUCAAUUGCAUUGCCUUGAGUCUCAUCCAUAAGUCGCUGAGGACGAAAGCCCUGGUCCUGGAGCUGCUGGCGGCCAUAUGUUUAGUAAAGGGAGGACACGAAAUCAUUUUGGGUUCGUUUGAUAACUUUAAGGACGUGUGCCAGGAGAAGCGGCGCUUCCAGACUCUUAUGGAGUACUUCAUGAACUUUGAGGCCUUCAACAUCGAUUUUAUGGUGGCGUGUAUGCAGUUCAUGAACAUAGUCGUGCACUCAGUGGAGGACAUGAACUACAGGGUGCACCUGCAGUAUGAGUUCACAGCUCUGGGCUUGGACAAAUAUCUGGAGCGGAUUCGAUUGACAGAAUCGGAGGAACUAAAGGUACAGAUAUCCGCCUAUUUGGACAAUGUCUUCGAUGUGGCCGCCUUGAUGGAGGAUUCUGAAACGAAAACCUCAGCCUUGGAGCGAGUCCAGGAGUUGGAAGAUCAGUUAGAGCGUGAAAUUGAUCGUAACUCUGAGUUCCUCUACAAGUAUGCCGAAUUGGAGACAGAGAAUCUUGCGUUGAAGACGGAACGCGAGCAGCUGGCAAUGAUCCGUCAGAGUCUAGAGGAGGAACUCACAGUCAUGCAGCGGAUGUUGCAGCACAACGAACAGGAGCUAAAGAAACGAGACACCCUGCUGCACACAAAGAACAUGGAGCUGCAGACGCUGACCCGUUCCUUGCCACGAUCCGCCUCCAGUGGUGAUGGAUCUUUGGUGAACGGCAGUCUCUUGGAUGGUUCCUCUUCGGGUGGAUCCUCUUUAACUUUGCCACCACCACCGCCACCAAUGCCCGCCUCACCGACAAUGUCUGCUGCCCCGCCACCGCCUCCGCCACCAGCACCACCGGCUCCGCCACCACCGCCAAUGAUGCCGGGCUUCAGUCCGCUGGGCAGUCCAAACGGUAGCUUCACCUCGACGGCCCCAUCACCACCACAUGCCCCGUCAACGCAUAGCUCCUUCUCACCACCACCACCACCAGUUGCCGGAUUUAUGCCUGCUCCGGAUGGCGCCAUGACCAUCAAACGAAAGGUGCCAACUAAAUAUAAGUUGCCCACCUUGAACUGGAUAGCACUGAAGCCCAAUCAGGUGCGUGGCACAAUCUUCAAUGAGCUGGAUGAUGAAAAAAUCUUCAAGCAAAUCGAUUUCAACGAGUUCGAGGAGCGAUUUAAGAUCGGCAUUGGCGGCGCCCUGCGCAAUGGCAGCAGUGGUACCGAGGUCGAUGGAUCGCUGCAGUCCAGCAAACGCUUCAAGAGGCCCGACAAUGUCUCACUACUGGAGCACACGAGGUUAAGAAAUAUUGCAAUCUCCCGUCGCAAGCUGGGUAUGCCCAUUGACGAUGUCAUUGCUGCCAUCCAUAGUCUGGACCUGAAGAAACUCUCCUUGGAGAACGUUGAGCUGUUGCAAAAGAUGGUGCCUACGGAUGCCGAGGUUAAGUCCUACAAGGAAUACAUCAUCGAGCGUAAGGACCAGCAGCUGCUCACCGAGGAGGACAAGUUCAUGCUGCAGUUGUCGCGAGUGGAACGUAUCCCGUCCAAGCUGGCCAUCAUGAACUAUAUGGGCAACUUUGUCGAUAGCGUUCAUCUUAUUAGUCCGCAAGUGCAAUCGAUAGCAGGAGCAUCGAAUUCCCUGAAACAGUCGCGGAAGUUCAAGGCGGUUUUGGAAAUAGUCUUGGCUUUUGGAAAUUAUCUCAACAGCAAUAAGCGAGGACCGGCAUACGGCUUCAAGCUGCAAUCUCUGGACACGCUUAUCGAUACGAAAUCCACGGAUAAGCGAUCGUCGCUGUUGCAUUAUAUUGUGGCUACUAUUCGGGCCAAGUUCCCAGAGCUGUUGAACUUCGAGAGCGAGCUGUAUGGCACAGAUAAGGCUGCGUCGGUGGCGUUAGAGAAUGUGGUUGCAGAUGUUCAGGAGCUGGAAAAGGGCAUGGAUCUGGUACGCAAGGAGGCUGAUCUUCGGGUGAAGGGUGUCCAGACGCAUAUCCUGCGUGAUUUCCUUAACAAUAGCGAAGACAAGCUGAAGAAGAUCAAGAGCGACCUGCGGCAUGCCCAAGAAGCAUUCAAGGAGUGUGUGGAGUACUUUGGCGACUCCUCACGGAAUGCUGAUGCGGCUGCUUUCUUUGCUCUGAUCGUUCGGUUUACAAGAGCGUUUAAGCAACAUGAUCAGGAGAACGAGCAGCGAUUGCGUUUGGAGAAGGCCGCUGCUUUGGCCGCCUCCAAAAAGGAGAGCGAUCAGGUGCUUAUGCGCAACAAGGUUAACCAGAAGAAACAGCAGUUGCCCUCAAAUGGAGCAUUGUCCUUGCAGGAUGCGGUUAUCAACGAGUUGAAGAGCAAGGCACACUCUGUACGUGAGAAGAAGCUCCUGCAGCAGGACGAGGUCUACAAUGGAGCCCUGGAGGACAUACUGCUUGGGCUGAAGAGUGAGCCGUAUCGACGGGCAGAUGCAGUGAGACGAUCGCAGCGCCGAAGGAUUGACAAUAAUCGUUUAUCGCGCACCCUGGAGGAAAUGGAUUGCUAGACAAGAGAACGAGAUGAGAUCGACGCAACGACGACGGGGCGGGCAAUAUGGCAACGAAUCGAAAAUCAAAAUUCACACUGAAAACAGAACCGGAAACGGAAAAGAGAACAUUACAGAUACUACUGCAAUAUGUGAUUGGGCGAUUAAAUUGUUUUCGACACAUCUCGUACACAUACACAAAAAAAAACUCACAUUCCCUUCCAUAUAAAAACCUUUAUAAUUUCGAAUAUUUUCAAAUCUAAUUCUAAGUCGAAUCGGAUGCGGUUUACCGUGUCCGUGGAAUACCAGAAUCCCAAUACCGAAACGGACUUUUAGCACCCGAUAACCGAUAACCACAAGCACAACCAACAAACAAAAACAACCAUUCUGUGAAUCUCGCCUUAAAUUUUUUCGAGAGACAUUUUUUAUCGCCAAAAUUAUGUUUUUAAAAAAACGCAUUUUAAUUUGGUUGCUUAGAGCUUAAGUUGAAACUUGAAAAUUCGAAUGGUGUAUUUAUCGAAACUUUUAUUGUUAAAUAUUGAUUUAAAUUUUAACCUGUGUACAUACAACAUACCAUAUACAUACAUAUAUACCAAACUAUAUAUGUGCUAUUUAAUUUUAUAUAUUUUUAAUGCAUAAGUUUUAACCAAAUUGGAAUUACUUGCUGCAUCCAUCCGAGAUGGCAAAUCCGCAUGAUUAUGGAGUUACUAAGCUCCAUUUUUAAUUAAUUUUAUCAUUUUAGUGAGUCAAAUAAGCAAUGAAUUGUAUGAGAAGUAUAAUGCAUUAAACAUUUGUAUAUUUUCCUAUUUAAAUUGA